Molecule: messenger RNA, 1218 nt
Organism: Dictyostelium purpureum
Lineage: Eukaryota; Evosea; Eumycetozoa; Dictyosteliales; Dictyosteliaceae
Exons: 1
Coding region: 1-1218 (405 amino acids)
Source: RefSeq, a predicted model, not a curated record
AUGUCAUGUUCAAUAAAUAAUAAUAAUAAUAAUAAUAAUAUUAAUAUUAAUAUUAAUAAUAACAAUACCAAUUCUAAUGAUAUAUUAUUUUUUAAAGUUUUUCGUAAUAAGUGGCUUCGUUGUAAAAUAUUUAGUUGUUUAAAAACAUACCAAAUUAUCAAUCAAUACUCCUCAAAUGAAAUCAACUCCUUCAAUAUUGAAUCAUUAUAUGAAUUCAGGUACAGAGACUAUUUAUUAGAACUUCACAUUGGAAUUUUUGGUUUGUGCGUUGAUCCAAUUGGCGGCAGUAUCAAAUCCACAACUAAUAAACAAUGUGACUACUCCAUACCACAAGGUUGCAUUCCAAACUCAGUUUUAAAAAUAACUAAUAAUAUAAACAAAAAGAUCCUAUUUGGGUCUCUUCCCAACUCAUUAAAAGUAUUAAGCUUUGGUUAUGAAUUUAAUCAGUUUAUAGAGCCAGGUAUUUUGCCAUCAAAUAUAGAGACACUCAGUUUUGGAUAUAUGUUUAAUCAAGAAUUACACAAAGGCUCCAUACCAUCAUCAGUAAAAACUUUGUUUCUAGGCUAUCUAUUUAAUAAACCACUUGUAGAAGGCUCCAUACCAUCAUCAGUAACAUCUCUAACUUUUUCAAACAACUUUAACCAGCCAUUAACUAAAGAAGCAUUUACUUCCUCGACAUCACUAACAGAGGUUACUUUUGGUGCAGCUUUUAAUCAAAAAAUUAGAAAAAAUAUACUACCCAAUUCAAUAAAGACUUUGAAAUUUGGAUACUACUUUAAUCAAGCCUUAAAAAAAGACAGGAUCCCAAACUCUGUAACCAAACUUGUAAUCCAAGGACACUUCAACCAACCUUUAAUUCAAGGUUCAAUACCCAACUCUGUAACUCAACUUGUUAUUCAAGGUCAUUUUAAUCAACCUUUAAUUCAAGGCUCCAUUCCAAAUUCUGUAACUUCGCUUCAAUUCUCAAACCAUUAUAACCAACCUUUGAUGGAGGGCACAAUACCAAGCUCAGUUACUGAUCUUACAAUUGGCGGUUUUAAUCACUCAAUAGUAUCAAGCAUACCAUCCUCUGUGCAAACUCUGUCGAUCUGUUUCUUAUUAAACCAAAGAUUAAUCGAAUCUUCAAUACCAAAAACUAUUAAAGAAGUUAAAAUUAUUGGUAAAUAUGAUUACCCUUUACCAAUUUUAAAUAAUUCAAAAUUAAUUUUAUUAAAUUAA